Penicillium coprophilum is the source of this 1524-nucleotide messenger RNA. RefSeq names its product M81 family metallopeptidase. The transcript has a single exon. The record is from RefSeq and is a predicted model, not a curated record. NCBI's taxonomy places the organism in Eukaryota, Fungi, Ascomycota, Eurotiomycetes, Eurotiales, Aspergillaceae. The coding region runs from base 1 to 1524 and encodes 507 amino acids.
AUGUCUCGACCAAUUAUCGCAAUUGCAGGACUUGCUUGCGAGACUUCGACCUUUUCCCCCGCUCGGACACUUGGUGGGGCAUUUCAUCCACGCCGAGGCACGGAGGUGGUCGAGGAAUACCCUUUUUUACAUCGCGGCACUUAUCUAGCAGAGGUUGUAGAUUGGAAGGGGGCGCUUAUCGGCCAUGCUCUUCCAGGGGGAAUGGUUGUAAGGGCUGACUUUGAACAACUUUCUAGGGAAAUCCUAGAGCGGCUGGCUGCAAUCGUUGCCUCAACCCCCAUUGAUGGAUUAUGGUACGAUAUCCACGGGGCAAUGUGUGUGGAGGAUAUGGAAGAUGUCGAAGCAGACCUUCUCCGGCGGAUCAGGACUGUUAUUGGCCCAGAUGUUCUGGUCUCCGCAUCCAUGGAUCUGCAUGGAAAUGUGUCCAGAGAGCUGGCCCACCAGACUGAUCUGAUCACUUGCUAUCGUAUGGCGCCUCACGAGGAUGAAUUGGAAACAAAGGAACGGGCGUGUCGCAACCUUGUCCAUGUUCUGAUGUCACGGACUGACACUGGACGAAAGAAUAGACCCUUGAAAUCAUGGGUCCCAGUUCCUAUCUUGCUGCCGGGGGAGCAGACCUCAACUCGCAACGAGCCAGCAAAAAGCCUGUAUUCCCUGAUUCCACAAAUUGAAUCAAUGAAUGAUGUGUUAGAUGUGGCUAUUUGGGUUGGCUAUGCAUGGGCAGAUGAGCCACGAAAUCAUGCUGUGGUAAUGGUGACCGGGUGGAAUAAGGUUGCCGUCAUUGCAGGAGCAAAGCGACUUGCAUCUUUCUUCUGGGGUGUUCACCGGGACUUCCAUUUUGUUGCACCGAUUGGGUCGUUCUCCGAAUGCAUUGACCGCGCAUUGGACUCCUCAGCCAGGCCGUUCUUUAUAUCUGAUUCGGGAGAUAAUCCUACCGCUGGUGGAUCAGGGGAUGUGACAUUUGCCCUUAUACAAUUGCUGGAGCGCACGGAAUUUCGAAAAGAUACCAACCCAACUGUGAUUUAUGCCAGCAUUCCAGGCCCCAAGGCAAUUGAUGUUAUCAUAAAGGCAGGUGUCGGUACCACGGUGACGGUCACCACCGGUGCGCAAGUUGACAAUCUGCACGCUAGCCCUAUUACUAUGACUGGACGCAUUCAUUCCAUUAAGUAUGGAGAUCCUGACGCUGAGGUCGAAGCAGUUCUACAGGUUGGAAGCGUAUUUACCAUCCUGACCAAACUCCGGAAGCCGUAUCACCAUGAGAGUGAUUUCAUUAAUCUAAAUCUCAGUCCGCGAGAGGCGCAUAUCGUCAUAGUCAAGAUCGGCUACCUCGAGCCAGAGCUCUUUGGUAUGGCGGCAGACUGGAUGCUUGCUUUGACACCUGGCGGUGUCGAUCAAGAUUUGCUACGUCUUGGACACCACCGUAUCCGGCGUCCACUAUGGCCCUUUGAUAAAACGUUUCAGACAGCCCCCGAUCUUUCCCCACAGUUGAUUCCAUUCUCGAAUGAAGAUUUAGAUAUGAAUUAG